AUGCUACUGAUUUCCCUCCUUUUGUUGGCUGGGCUGCAGCUGCCCAUCAGCUCAGCUUCCACGCUGAGUCCUCGAAUCGACAACGGUGUUGCAAAGACACCUCCCAUGGGGUGGAAUACAUAUAACCACUACUCGUGCUCCCCGAACGAGAGUAUAGUUCACUCCAAUGCGAAAGCACUAGUGGAUCUGGGACUUGCUCCACUCGGCUAUCGCUAUGUCACUACCGAUUGUGGCUGGACAGUACUGGACCGAACAUCUGAUGGCUCUUUGACUUGGAACCAUACGUUGUUUCCUAGCGGAUUUCCUGCACUGGGGCAAUUCAUUCACAGUUUAGGUCUUUUUUUCGGAGUGUACGAGGAUGCCGGAAUUAGAUCUUGUCAGACCACUAUUCCACAGGCUGGAAGUUUGUACCAUGAACCACAUGAUGCAGCGACGUUUGCUUCUUGGCAAGUCGAUUCCCUCAAGUCUGGAUACCCCGAUGCGGAUUACACCCCUAGCACAUCGCCGAGAUUCCGAUAUGCCAACAUGACCAAAGCACUGGCAGCUCAGAAUCGCUCCAUGUUGUUCCAAAUUUGUGACUGGGGUGUCGACUUCCCUGCACUUUGGGCUCCAACCCUGGGCAAUACAUGGCGUAUCAGUAACGACAUCAUUCCAGACUGGAGGACCAUCUUCCGGAUCCUUAAUCAAGCCGUCCCGUCGACUUCAUUUGCAGGACCAGGGCAAUGGCCUGACCUGGACAUGCUUGAGGUUGGAAAUGAUGUCUUUACAACUCCAGAAGAGCAGACUCAUUUCUCGAUGUGGGCUAUUCUGAAGAGCCCGCUUACUAUCGGUGCGGCUCUGAAAGAUGAUUUGACUGCUAUCAGCGAUGCCUCCUUGGAGGUCUUAUCGAACAAGGAUGUUAUCAGCUUUAAUCAGGAUUCUCUGGCGCAGAGUGCGAACCUCCGUCGACGCUGGUCCGAGGCUGGAUACGAGGUUUGGAGUGGACCAUUAUCCGAGGGCCGGACGGUGGCUGCAUUGAUUAACUGGGCCAAUGAACCUAGGGAAUUGUCAUUGAAUCUACCCGAUAUUGGGCUGCAGCAUGCAAAGAUAGUCAAGAAUAUAUGGGCGAACGAAACGUUGAGUAAUGUCCGCACAACUUAUUCGGCUACUGUGGAUGCUCAUGGUGUUAUGUUGUUGGAGCUGGAAGAUGCUACAGAGGCAGGGCUUUAUCCAAGCAGCCUCUUUGCCACUUCAAAAGGCCACACUACAACUUUCAAGAAUGUGUAUGCAAACACCACAAGCAGCAACUAUACCAUCACUAUUUCUUUAUCCAAAUCUACUGGAACUUCAACCAAAGUUAUUCUGCAAAGCUCUUCAAGCUCGCAGAGGAAACAGGUUAAUGUGCCAGCGUCCAAGCGCAGCGUUUCGUCAACCAUUUCCUUGACAGCCGGAUCUACGAACCAGAUCUCAAUCGAUUCUCUCGAGCCCAUCGAUUCUAUUCAAAUAACCUCCCCACAGGGCAAGUACUAUCCUUGUACUGCAUUUUCUCUCUCCGGCUCUGCAGAGCUCGAAAAGUGCGGCGCGGGAUUCUGCCACCCUGUUGGCUCAAAGAUCGGCUAUAUCAAUGCCACCAAUACCGCACGAGCCAUCAUUCCAGCUAAUGUGCUGCACUCUGGCACUUCAUCCAAGUAUCUUGAGCUGGAUUACAUUAACAAUGACAUUGCCUUCUCCACUUCAUGGGGUUGGGGUUCGAACUCGAGGAAUAUCACUGUGUCUGUCAAUGACGGAACUCCUGUUCGACUUGAGGUGCCUCUCAGUGGACGCCACAGCGAACUUUUUGGGCCUGGGCUGGGAUGGUGGGAUAGUGCAACCCUGGGUCUUUUGGUUGAUGGAUGGAAGGACGGGGAUAACGAAGUGGUUGUUGGGAAUGAGGGCAUCAUCGAUGGGUUUACAUCUUGGGCUGCCGAUUUUGUGGGCUUGCGUUUGUAUGAUUGA
This is a messenger RNA of Penicillium riverlandense, 1974 nucleotides long. RefSeq names its product alpha-galactosidase D. NCBI's taxonomy places the organism in Eukaryota, Fungi, Ascomycota, Eurotiomycetes, Eurotiales, Aspergillaceae. The coding region runs from base 1 to 1974 and encodes 657 amino acids. The transcript has 5 exons. The record is from RefSeq and is a predicted model, not a curated record. Gene Ontology annotation, molecular function: hydrolase activity, hydrolyzing O-glycosyl compounds. Gene Ontology annotation, biological process: carbohydrate metabolic process.